AUGUCGCUGGUGUGCUCCUCGGCGAAUCUCUGCAAAAACACCAAACCAGUAUGGUCACUGGCGUCCGCUGCACGAUUUUCCGAUAAAAAGAAGGGCGACGAUUUGGAGACGGAUUUGCAGAAAGAUCUGAAAAAGCUGAAUGAAAUUCUAAAAACUGGAAUAAAAGAGACCGAAUCACUCAACGAUAAGCUUCAAGAUGCCACGCCCACUGGAAAAAUCGAUAAAAAUUUCAUGAAUUUCCGAAAACAAGCGGAGCAGGAGGCGUUCAAACGUAGCAGUAUUUUCAAUUGGAAAACUGUGCUGGGGACGUUUGCAGUCGAGCGAGAAAAGCAUAGAAAACAGACAGCUGGAAAGGCGAGAAUCGGUGGAGAAUGGGAGUUGAUUAAUACGAACGGAAAACUGGAAGGGUCUGAGGAGUUGAGGGGAAAUUGGCUUCUGAUGUAUUUUGGAUUCACAAAUUGCCCGGACAUUUGUCCAGAUGAGAUUGAGAAAAUGGUGAAAGUAGUGGAGAUUGUCGAGGCGAAAAAGAAUGCACCGCCCAUUGUGCCUGUCUUCAUUUCAGUGGAUCCGGAGAGAGAUUCCGUGGAACGGGUCAAAGAGUACUGUAGCGAGUUUUCGGAUAAGCUGAAAGGGUUCACUGGGAGUCAGGAACAAGUGAAUAAGGUUGCGAAGACGUUCCGUGUCUAUCAUAGUCAGGGACCACGUACGUCGAAACAAGAGGAUGAUUAUAUUGUUGAUCAUACUGUGAUUAUGUACUUGAUUGAUCCGGAUGGUCAAUUCCAUGAUUACUACGGUCAGAAUCGAAAAGCGGAGGAGAUUGCCAACGUGAUCGAGAUGAAAAUGACGUCAAAACCAGAAGACGCGUCUCGAAACGAUUUCAACGUGCGUGUCGCGAAGAGCAAUGACAAUGUCCGUUACUCAGUAAUGAUGUUCAACGGAAUGGACAAAGUGGACACAUCGAAAUGGACGUUAGAGAGUGCGGUGACGAUGGAGAGAGAAGACAAUCAGAGAGUGAUUCUAUCGACUCAGACGGUUCAAGAAUACGGUGAAGGAUCGGAAUACGGUAAGGCGGCACGUGAGGAGGCGAGACGAAAGAAGUACGGACGGCAGUCGAAAAGCUAUAAACUCGACAAUCAACCGUGGAAACUCACGUUCACCGAACCGGAAGGACGACAGCGACAGAUGCGGGGAAUCAGAGAGGGCGGAGCCAAUGAGCACGCAGACUACUGGGUUUUUUUGAAACCACCCGGGUCGAGCGAGUUUAAGGCGUACAAAGUGGACGAAUGGCACAAAUUUCUGCCAGCGAUCACGCAUAAAACGUUGGAUAUCGAUCAGGCGGAAGAGCAAUUCUCUCAACGAAACAAAGUGAUGAAUCAGUUCGCACUGAAAGCGGCGAUUCAGAAUCAGUUGAAUGCGACGGACGAUUCGGAAAUGACGGAGCAACAGAAACGACUUUUAAAGAUUAAAGACGAAGGGAGUUCCGAUGAUUCAGAUGAUGAAGGGGAUGAGGGAGAAGGCGGUGGAGAUGAGAAGAAGGCGAAGAAUAAGAAGAAGAAGAAGAAGAAUUUGAAGCCGGCGAAAGAGAAGAGACAGAGAGUCGAGAAUAGUGAUGAGGUUGCCAAAUACGAAUCAUCUGACGGAGAGGACGAGGGACGUGAAUACGACUACAUUUCUGACAGUGGAACCGAUUCUGACCGCGAGCAAGUGCCAUCUGACGAGAAAAUCGAGAAGCAACUAGUGGGCGUGGCCGAAGAAGAGGGUGCCCGAAAGCUAUUCGAGACGGAUUCAGAUGAAUCUGACGAUGAUUUGGCGAAGAAACUUCUGAAACCAGAUGAUAAGAAGAAGGGAAACGACGUCGAGGAGCGAGAAUCAUCUGGAACGGAUUCAGAUGAUCCGGAUACGGAAAAGAUUGAAUCCGUCGUGUUUUUGAAGGCGAAUAAGAAUGCGGAAGUGGCUGGAGGAGGAGGCGGAGCGAAGAAACGACCGUUAGGGGAGGAUUCUGAAGUGAAAACUGAUGGCGUCGGGCCGAGUGAUGCGAAGAAGGCGAAGCCAGCGGCGAAGUUUGAGGAGGGAUUGAAUGAGGAGACGGUUCGGCGGUAUUUGAGAAGAAAACCGCAUACUACAAAGGAACUUCUUCACAAAAUGAACGGAAAAUGUGGGGAUAUGAGCAAAUCGGAAAUGGUCACCCGUCUCGCCACGAUUCUCAAAGCGAUCGAACCCCACCAGACACGUCAACUGAAGGGAAAGAAGGAGGUGCUCUUCUUCUCACUCGCCAACACUAUCGCCUAA
Caenorhabditis remanei is the source of this 2289-nucleotide messenger RNA. RefSeq lists its product as uncharacterized. Gene Ontology annotation, biological process: mitochondrial respiratory chain complex IV assembly; transcription initiation at RNA polymerase II promoter; positive regulation of transcription elongation by RNA polymerase II. Gene Ontology annotation, molecular function: DNA binding. Gene Ontology annotation, cellular component: nucleus. The record is from RefSeq and is a predicted model, not a curated record. Bases 1 to 2289 code for a protein of 762 amino acids. NCBI's taxonomy places the organism in Eukaryota, Metazoa, Nematoda, Chromadorea, Rhabditida, Rhabditidae. The transcript is spliced from 9 exons.